Hyla sarda is the source of this 1974-nucleotide messenger RNA. Its product is annotated as transcription factor HES-7-like. The coding region runs from base 1170 to 1874 and encodes 234 amino acids. Gene Ontology annotation, biological process: anterior/posterior pattern specification; regulation of neurogenesis; regulation of transcription by RNA polymerase II. The record is from RefSeq and is a predicted model, not a curated record. NCBI's taxonomy places the organism in Eukaryota, Metazoa, Chordata, Amphibia, Anura, Hylidae. The transcript is spliced from 4 exons. Gene Ontology annotation, molecular function: protein dimerization activity; RNA polymerase II cis-regulatory region sequence-specific DNA binding; DNA-binding transcription factor activity, RNA polymerase II-specific. Gene Ontology annotation, cellular component: nucleus.
UAGUAGUAGGAGUAGUAGUUGUUGUUGUUGUAGUAGUAGGAGGAGUAGUACUAGGAGUAGUAGGAGUAGUAGGAGUAGUAGGAGUAGGAGUAGUUGUAGGAGUAGGAGUAGUAGGAGUAUAGUAUGGGACAUGGUGGACAAGGCAGGAGAUGUGCGGCUAAUAGGUAUUAGAUGAGAUUCAUCCUAAACAAAUCUCAUACGUUUUUGGUAAGUUUAGAUCAAACUCAAUCUGUGAUUCUGAGAUGUUUACAGACAAUAUACUGUACCCUGACCUGGGGUGAUAUACAGAGCUGGACUAUUAUAAAGUUCUGGGUCUUAUUAGUCCAUGGUUUGUUUAUAUCGAUGACCAUAAAGAUGGAGUAUUCUACGAAAGCCAUAACCUGAAACUCCAGUCUGACCCUAAUGCAAACUCUAUUGAGGCCGCGCCAAUGCAUAUAUAAUGCUGAUGUGGUCUGACUGAUACCUCUAUAGUCAUGGUCUCAUAUAAGCGUGGGAACCUGGGCACUAUGACCUUGAUAGACAAACACUGGGCCAUUCUCAGAUGGGUGUGAAUUGUGUUAGGGCCGUUCCAUGACAAAAGGCAAAGUGUGUCAGUCUGCACCUCCAGCCUCCUCCACCAUUUUCCCACCAGCUCCUGCAAUGCCAACUUGUCUUCUAGCACCUUCUGCUAUAGGGACUGAGCUCAAUCCAUAACAUGAACUCUUAUGAUUAGUAUUAAGAUAUCUAGAUAGUUGGGUCAAUGGACAAGCCAUGAUGGCCAUUAUGAGUAUAUAUGUACACACUGGAUCCAUAUGGGCUACACAUAUUAAUAGAUCCCCAUUCAGCUCAUACACAUCCUCCAUUCACACUGUGCGUAACCCACUUAUCCAUUACCCCUAUUUACCCCCUGCAGACACACUUGCGUAUUGGUGGCAACAGGUAAUUGAUAUGGUAACGUUAUAUGUGGAGUGUGCUGGGGCAGGAGCCAGGAAGGACAUGGGGGCGGGCAAUGGCCAUUGACUCUGGGGAGGACAAUAGUCUUCUGGGUGUGGACCAAGCAUCUUCUUCCAUAGUAGCUGAGGGGGUGGAGCCACCAACUGAAGGGCGGAGUCUUUGAGCUAAGGUAGAAGGGCAGUGUCUCGUCCCUUCAGAUCCUACUUGAUUUUUGGAUUGAGCAGACCACUGCCAACAUGAGAAACACAUACCUCACGAAAGAGGACAAAAAGCUUAUGAAGCCCGUCAUAGAAAAAAGAAGACGGGACAGGAUAAACCAGAGCUUGGAGAACCUGAGGGCGCUUCUUCUGGAGGCCACACAGGAUGAGUCAUUAAAGAAUCCUAAAGCGGAGAAGGCUGACAUAUUGAAAAAGACAGUGCAGUUUUUGAAACUGUGUCAUAAUUCAGGACCAGAAGAUGCCAAAAAGGCUAUGCCUGAGUUUGAUAGUGGGUUCCAGGAAGGUCUGAGCCGAGCCACCAACUUCCUAAGCUCCAGGUCUAGUAUCUGUGAGAAGAAGAGAGAUUACGUUGUCGGGAAACUGUGUCGGCACAUAGAAGGGAGGAGCCCCAAAGAGUGGAAAGACUCGGCAUCAGAUGACUCUUUUUGCCUGGACCAAAACCAACUCAUACCAAGUCCUCCCCAAAUUUCUAGGCUCCCUGAACACUCCUCAACAAUGUGUCCAGAAAGACUCUCUUGUCAACCAUUUCUUCACUACUCCUCACCCCCCAGUUCUGCAGAAACACCCUCUUUCGGCCAAAUCCAACAGACUUCAACACGCAAGUCAACCCAGUCUCCACACCAAGCCGACAGCUGCCGAAAGUCUGUUCAGAGGACACUUUUCCCGCCGGUGGCCCCGAGCCCCAAUUUGUCUUCAGCACUUGUCUGGAGACCAUGGCCAUAAUUUCAUGUACUCCUUUAAUUUAUUCACUUUUUGUAACUUUUUGUACAUAAACAUUGUAAAUUUAAAUUAUAUUUUGUUUACUUCGUGUUUACGUGCUUUG